Messenger RNA from Thermothielavioides terrestris NRRL 8126, 2806 nucleotides. RefSeq lists its product as uncharacterized. NCBI's taxonomy places the organism in Eukaryota, Fungi, Ascomycota, Sordariomycetes, Sordariales, Chaetomiaceae. Bases 1 to 2472 code for a protein of 823 amino acids. The transcript is spliced from 5 exons. The record is from RefSeq and is a predicted model, not a curated record.
AUGUCCACAACGGACCUUUCACCCACGGGCGCCGCCGAGUCCACCCGGGAGAAGACGGCUCGGGCCGUGUCCGUGUCCGAGUAUUUCAGGGAGAGGACCCAGCAAUGGCGUGCUAUCUACGAGCGCAAACGCCCCUUGACUCUCCUCGAACUUCCCAUCGACAUCCUGCAGCUGAUCAUAACACAUACCAAUGACCUGACGCAGCUGGCUCUGACCAACUCGGCCCUGUACAGUCUCGCCAUCCCCCUCAUCUACGCUCGCUUCGACAUCGUCUGGCCGGAUGGGCAGUCCGAAGCCACCGAGUCUAAGAGCGUCGAUGCUCUCACAUACGGCUUGUCGACCCUCAGCCUCGGCAGCUCGUUUGCACGCACCGUGCGCAGGACCUUCGACCCGAGGGCCUCAAACCUGUCCAAGCUCGCCGACAACGACUAUGCCUCCUACACCAAGAAGUUCUCCCUGGGUAACGGCCCGAGGGAAUGGGUCGCAGAGUACGUGAUUUCGAAGGAAAGCGGCAAGAUGCUCGGCACCCUCGCCGCUACCGCCAUCACCAAGAUGAAGAACCUCGAGACCUUCGUGUGGGAUAUGCCCACCGGCGUCCCGUCGCGAGUCUUCGAAGCGCUGGCUUCGCUGGCCAAUCAACCAGAUGGCGAGUGCAAGCUCAAUCGGGUGUGGGUGCGAUGGCACGACAACUCUGAUAAUCCCGAACAGCUGCCUCCCGUCAUUCCCCCCAGCUUCGCUCCUCAUCAGGGGACCCAGCAUACCCCUGUAGGUUUCCUCCUGCCACCGACUGCCAGCCACCCGCCUCCACGACCACCAGUGCGGUACUCCGAGUACCGUUGCGAGUAUCCCACCUUCAGCGUGCUGCCGCCGCUCAAAAGUCUGACAGUCUUGGAUAUCGACGAGAUCGGCUAUCUGGACGAGAUGGCCGUCCUCAUCGAGCGCUCCAAGGACUGCCUUCGCGAGCUCCGGGUCAGCAUGUCGCCCAAGGUGCGGAACAAGGCCUGGACGCAACCAUGGGAUGGUCCUGGGCUGAAGCAGAUCGACCACCGAGCCCGGUGGCCGGGUGAGAGUACCAUUGGCGACAGACGGCUGGGCGGAGUGCUUGGCGUGCUGGUAGGCAGGAUUUAUGACAUUCGGAAGCGUCACUUGACCAAGCACAAGUCGACGGUCGAAGGUUCCGCUCCCGGAGACGCCUCUCCAAGUUUGCCGCCAUCGACAAGCCCUCAGACGCAUCUAGAUGUGAAGGACGGGGCAGAGACCCAAAAGCCCGGUAGCGCCGGAAAAGCGUCGCCGGACGAUGAAAGGUCAAACUCGCACGGCCCGUCCAAAGGAUCGAAGCUUAGCAGGUCCAGCACCGCUCGCAAGAAGAGGCUGGACGGCAAGCUGAAGCUGCACACCUUGGAGCUUGAGGGAGUGGUGCUGUCGCUCCAAGUCUGUCGAUUUGCUAUCGACUGGUCCGUCUUGACGACCCUCACCCUGCUCAACUGCGCCCAGCAUCACGAUGUGUUUUGGAAGAUGCUCAACAAACAGUUCCAGCCGACGCCGGUGGGCGCUGUUUCGGGCGCAUCGCCGCGCAAUAAAUCGUCUCCUACGGGUACCACCUCCCUUCAGUACCACCUGGCACUCAAGGCUAUCCACACAGACAGGACGACGCACGCUCUGGUAACAUUCAUCAAAGAGACACUCGCUCCAAACUCACUCGAGCUCCUGUUUCUGCAGGAUGUGAGGCACACCGGUGACCCGAUCCCGCUGAAUGACAUCUUCAGGGGAGCAAUCAAACGGCACGCUUCCAGCCUGCGCAAGCUCCUCCUGGACAGCUCCUCCAGACAGACCGCAGUCAACAACCGGUGGGUCCACUGGGCGCUCACCACGGACAUGGUGCAGUACAUCACGAGCGGCCGGAUGAGUAACUUGCGCGAGCUGGCUGUCUCGCUGGAGUACAAAGACUGGCACACAUUCCUCCAGCGCUUGCCCAACAUACCCCAGCUCCGCUCCAUCAACAUCCCGCACAUGGCCGAGUACCCCGGCGGCGCGUUCGACCCCAGGGAGCUCGCCCUUCAGCUCGUCGACAUCAUCACCCUCCGGCCGGACAUCCGCCUCUGCUACAUCGGCGUCGGCCCCAAGUGCUUCGAGAUCCUCGAGUCGACGGAGCCCGCUCGAACUGGAAAGCGAGGUGCAGGUGCAGCUGCUGGAGCCGGUGCCGGUGUUGAGGCGCACAGCGAUGAGGGCAGUGAUGAGGAGGAUGAUGAUGAUGACGAGGAGGAAGGAGAAGGCGAGGGUGAGGGGGUAGGAGGCACCAACGGCGAGGACGAAGAGGACGAGGAAGAGGACGACGAUGAUGAUGACGAGGAGGACGAAGAUGACGACGACGACGGGUUUGUCGAGCCCGGCGGCAUCAAGCUAAAGCUGAGGGAGAUCUUGUUUUACGACGACAAGGUGGCCAUCUUCAGGGCCCGACACGGCAAACUGUGAUGGAUUGAUCUGCUUGAGAUGGCUUUGAUUUGAUUGAUUUGGUCUGGAUUUGGCCUGGGAUUUAGGCGCUCGAUGGGACGGAAGAUAGGACUGGACAGGGCAGGACGGAGACGGGCUGGCCGUGCGUUGGGCUGGGUUGCGAGUCGCGUCGUGGCAUCGUCGUCAAGCAAUCUCGUCAAACAGUUGAAUGGCUUGCUAGGCUGGGCUGGGCCGGUCCGGGCUGAUCAAAGCGAUAUCGCGUGGACGGACUUCCUUUUAUCUUCCUUCUCUUUUUCCUCGUCAUGCUCAUACCCAUACCCGUACAGUUAACUACAUGAUACAUACGUUUUCUUCC